GGGAGGGCAGGGGAGGCAGGGGGAAGGAGCGGAGGUGCGACACAUCACAGCUCUCAGAAUCAAGCAGCCAACAAGAAGCGCGCCUACAGUCUUCAAACCGUCCACCUGGAGAACCGACCUGCUCCGACUGCGCGCAAACUUUACGCUGCAGCACCAUGUCCAGCGGAGGAAAGACCCGCGAACGCGCCACAUGAGGCGGACCAGAGAAACUGAAAACACCGCUCUUUAAAGUUUUUUUUCUCUGCUGGCAAAGACCUCCGUGACACCUGACAGAAAAAAAAAAGAAAGCAAGGAAAAGUGAAAGUUUUUUUUCCCCCCCGCCGCUCCUUUGACACUUUGGUCGACUUGGGAUUGCUUGGACUCAGCGGCGUGUCUUUUUAUGUUCAGCCGAGGAGACGCGUAGAUUUUCGGGGUGGUCCUCUCUCUGGAAGGUGACAUGCAGGUUCUCGGCUGGACCACAGUCCUCUUCUGCCAGUGGAUCCUGCACAAGGUCCAAGGAUUGGAGAAAAUAGACUUCACAGAACUGAGCCCUAUCGGGACGGUGAUGAAGUCUAUGCCACAUGGCAUGGCUGGAGGCUCAGCUGGAGGAGUUAAGCCUCCAUACCAAACCCGCAUAUUCUCCACAUCCAUUGAUCAGACGCCCCUGAAGUCCAAACCACCCACCUAUGGUUUCUACAGCCCAUUUGACUCAGGCCGGAACCAGUCCCUGCUGCUCGAUCAGACAGGCUACCGCUCCAAGCGUAAGCCUUCCCUAAAGACAAACAUGAAGACCAAGAAGAUCUUCGGUUGGGGAGACUUCUACUUCAGCGUUAAGACCGUGAAGUUUAGCUUGUUGGUGACGGGGAAGAUCGUGGACCACAUCAACGGAACGUUCACCGUUUACUUUCGCCACAACUCGUCCAGCCUUGGGAACGUGUCGGUGAGCAUCGUGCCGCCGUCUAAGGUGGUGGAGUUUGAGGUCCUCCAGCAGCAGCAGCUGCACCCUCACACCCAGCAGGACAUCCAGAUCCAGGACACGCAGCAGUCCACCAUCGACCCCAAAGAGGGGAAGACCCUCAACUGCAGGGUCGAGUAUGAGAAAACCGACAGGUCAAAGAAAUCCAAACCCUGCCUGUACGAUCCAUCUCAGACCUGCUUCACGGAGCACACUCAGUCCCACGCUGCCUGGCUUUGUGCCAAACCCUUCAAGGUGAUCUGCAUCUUCAUCUCGUUUUUAAGCUUUGAUUACAAGCUUGUUCAAAAAGUGUGUCCGGACUACAACUUUCAAAGUGAGCGCCCUUAUUUCGGAUAAGCAGGAGAGACUCAAGUGAACACAAGUACAAAGACAAUGUUAAUGAUCACAACAAUGAGUAUAAUGAAGAUGAUGGAAAUGAUGCUCAUAUUUAUAAUAAGUGAAAAAGCGUGGGACGAUUUUAUUUUCCCUCUGAACUGAUGUGAAUCGUGGAUCUAAAUAAUGUAUAAUCAGAGUUAGGGAUGAUUAGGGUCUGGUGGAUCUCUCUGAUUUAUUUUCCAACUUUGUAUUUGUUAACCUUCGUUUUUAUGUUUUCUUUUCUGUAAAUAAUGUACUCAUCCCCAGCAGACUUUAUUGUUUUUAGAUAUAUGUUUCUCGGUGUUAUUACUUUCUGCGGUUGGAAAAUUCAGUUAAAAACAAUCCGAAUGGGUAUUAUUAUGCCCUCUGAGUACAGACGGAGCCUGUUAGGCAGCUGUGCAAUGCCAUCACUGUGUGGCAGACAUAAUGUUAUGGUAGACUGACUGUUAAUCAUCCUCUCAGCUCUACAUUUCAAACCAUGGAUAUAAGAGAGUUAUAUGUAUGAGAAAUGCUAUGCUGGAUAUGCAUACAAUAUACUGUAUGAACAAGCACAUUAAAAUCUCUUUAACUGUC
Austrofundulus limnaeus is the source of this 1882-nucleotide messenger RNA. RefSeq names its product neurexophilin 4 (gene nxph4). The transcript is spliced from 2 exons. Bases 437 to 1291 code for a protein of 284 amino acids. NCBI's taxonomy places the organism in Eukaryota, Metazoa, Chordata, Actinopteri, Cyprinodontiformes, Rivulidae. The record is from RefSeq and is a predicted model, not a curated record. Gene Ontology annotation, molecular function: signaling receptor binding.